Dujonia railenensis is the source of this 1722-nucleotide messenger RNA. NCBI's taxonomy places the organism in Eukaryota, Fungi, Ascomycota, Pichiomycetes, Serinales, Debaryomycetaceae. The record is from the annotation of a GenBank genome assembly.
AUGGACUCAGCUCCAAAGUGGCGAAGACCACCCUCCAAGGGUCGAAGUAAAAAUGACGAUUCUGAUUCGGACAUGGAGGAAAAGUCGUUCGACUUUGAUUUGGCUGGCGCCUCUACACCAUUGAAGGUCAACCCCGAGACUUCUACCAUAUUUUUAUCUCCCAUAAAGAAAUUGCAUAACCUUCAUUUGACCGCAUCAUCACCCAAUCUGUCUUCAACAAUGGAUCCUAUUGCAGAGAAAAGCAAGGGUAAUGAAGCAGAUAUCGAUGACUUUGACGAAGACUACGACGAUGACUACUAUUCCGAAGCAGAACAGACUAUCCUAAGCGAUGGAAGUGUAGAAUUUAAGGAUGAAGCAGAAAGUACCCAAAUCAUACCCAAUCCUGUCUAUAUCAACUCCAAGAAAAGAGGAAUGGAGUCUCCACUGGAUAUGAUAAUAACUCCACGAUCCACGUCUAUUAGUUCCAUACCGAAGCUCCUGGGCCUGGGCGCCUCAGGAAAUAUGUCUCUCUGCAGUGUGAGCAAUAUUUCACAAUUCAAGGUGAGCUUCUCCAAUAGCGACUCUACACCAUGCCCCAGACAACCCCGGAAAAGACUCAAGUUUAAGGAAAUUACUCCGUCAUCGACCCCACUGAAUGUAAAUAAGCGGAAGAAUGUGUUGAACUUGCAGAACUCGACGAAGGCGUCAGCUUCCAUCUUGAAUCAAUUGAACACCAUCCAACGUCUCCCUGAAGAUGAAGAUGAAGAGGAGGAUGAUAGUGAUCUGGAUGGGAAUGUAAACGGAAAUGGAAGCGGAGGCAGUGAAAAUGGUGCUGGUAUCAAGAGUGACUUAAAUUACUAUGAAUUCGAAUCAAUGGUUGCGUCAAAGACUUCGUCACCCAUACAAUCUUCGACGACUGCAAACACGUCAAUCAACUCGGAUUCAAAAGUGCACGUUCAGCGUCUGAGCACUCCGAUUUCUCAGUCCACUCCUGCCAAUUCUAGGGCCCCUACACCACCCAUAGACGAAGUUUCUGAGUAUGGUGAAUCAAUAAAUGGAUACAGGUUUGUGCGAAGCCAACCACCGCCGAGCAGUCUGGUAUACUACAGCUAUAAAACGCCUGAAAACAACAAUGUGUAUUCUCAGGAAAUGAAGAAUGCGUAUAUUCUGGGGAAGGCAGUGGAGCCUCGACAAAGCAGUGAUCACAAGAGUGGGGCACAGGACAAAUGGUAUGAGAUCGUUGGAGAAUUCCCAGUUACAUCAGCGGGACUAAUGAACGAAGACGACGAAGAUCUACACAUCGGAGAUAAAAGAAUUAAUGAUCCAUAUUUGAGUGGGCCUGGGUCUAAAUUAAAGAUAGACACAACAUUAUCCAACGAAAUGGAUGAGUUGGAUGAAAGAAGGCGCCAAGUUCGAGAGCAAUACUUCAACUCAUUUGAAGCUAAGCGCGAUAUCAAGCUCCCCCUCUUGGAUCAGUUUCAACUCACGUCAGAAAUCACGACCCGUAAGGAGGAUUUACUAGCAUUGCUAGACGACAAGAAAUCAGUAUUGGACUUCUACCAAUUCAUCGAAGGGAACGACGUUUUAGACUUAGUUAGAAGGGAAAGACUAAAGUGGCAUCCAGACAAAUGGAGACACUCCGAAAAAUGGGAACAUGGGAACAACAAAUGGGUUACGGAUCAGGAUAUUAUAGAAAACCUAAGCAAGGCUUUGAAUUUGCUUGUUGAGCGGCUAUCCCUGUAG